This is a messenger RNA of Nannizzia gypsea CBS 118893, 1512 nucleotides long. RefSeq lists its product as hypothetical. The transcript is spliced from 3 exons. NCBI's taxonomy places the organism in Eukaryota, Fungi, Ascomycota, Eurotiomycetes, Onygenales, Arthrodermataceae. Gene Ontology annotation, molecular function: protein-arginine omega-N symmetric methyltransferase activity. The coding region runs from base 1 to 1512 and encodes 503 amino acids. Gene Ontology annotation, cellular component: mitochondrion. The record is from RefSeq and is a predicted model, not a curated record.
AUGGAUUCACCAGUUGUUUCGCACCUUUUUCGCCAGCUAUUCCGGCAUCAGGCGACGCGAUCGUUGUCAUAUUCCCAGCCAUUGCGGACCCGACGCUCGUUACAGCCAUGUUCGUGUGGACAUCAGCAGUCACGCUAUGCCUCCAGGAAGCUUGGGAGCAGGCGAAAGAAGGAAGAUGAAGAAGACACCAUUUGGAGACAUCGAAUAGACCAUUUCCCAAAGGACAUGUCGCAGGAGCUCAGGGAUUACCCGUUGGUUACCGCGGUUGAGUUGCGGAAUCGCCGUGAACGGCCGAAGAGGGUGAAGAUGUUGACAAGAGAUUUCAUCGAGGACAGCCUGUAUAACCCGCAUUAUGGUUAUUUCUCGAAGCACGCGACUAUCUUUACGCCCGGCGAACCAUUCGACUUCAACAGCAUCGAGGAUGGACCUGCGUUUAACAAGUUGCUAGACCAGCGAUACGUGGAAUUCGAAGAUAAGCUGGAUGAGUCAAAUUACGAUGAAACUAGACAGCUAUGGCACACACCCACUGAGCUUUUCCGUCCCUACUAUGGAGAAGCCAUUGCGCGAUACCUUGUGACGAACUACAAAUUGACACUUUUCCCAUAUCAUGAUCUGAUAAUCUACGAGAUGGGAGCCGGAAAUGGCACAAUGAUGCUUAAUAUUUUAGAUUACAUCCGGGAUGUUGAACCGGAGGUAUACCAAAGAACGAAGUACAAGAUCAUUGAAAUCUCGAGCAGUCUUGCCAACCUGCAACAGCAGAAUCUCAACCACUCUAUUCACGCCGGUGGUCAUGGUGGCCAUGCUGAAAUUAUCAAUCGAUCUAUAUUUGACUGGAAUACCUACGUCCACUCCCCCUGCUUUUUCCUAGCAUUGGAGGUUUUCGAUAACUUUGGGCACGAUGUGAUCCGUUAUGACAUGGAGACUGGGCAACCCAGGCAGGGAUGUGUUCUCAUCGACGCUGACGGGGAGUUUUAUGAAUAUUACGUCCCAGACUUGGACCGUUCUGCUGCUCGAUUUCUGCGAGUUAGGCAGGCAGCGGCUCGUCGACCGUUUACCACCCCACUAGGACCCCGAUUAUGGCGUAAGCUGCAGACAGCACUUCCCUUUGCGCCUAAUAUGACUCUGCCAGAAUAUAUUCCAACUCGACUCAUGCAGUUCUAUGAUGUUCUACAUGACUAUUUCCCGGCUCAUCGUCUUAUUGCGAGUGACUUUGACUCUCUCCCAGACGCUGUGCCCGGCUUUAAUGCCCCCGUUGUCCAGACUCGAUAUCAAAGAAGGAAUGUCCAGGCAACAACUCCAUAUGUACAUCAGGGAUAUUUUGAUAUAUUCUUCCCUACUGAUUUCAACGUAAUGGAGGAUGUGUAUCGGGCGAUCACUGGUAAACUCACGCGGCUAACAGCCCAUGAUGAUUUCAUGAGACGUUGGGCGUAUUUGGAAGACACUCAGACGAGGAACGGCGAGAACCCUCUCCUAGGUUGGUAUAAAAAUGCCAGUGUGAUGAUUACUGUAUAA